Messenger RNA from Alternaria arborescens, 1497 nucleotides. RefSeq lists its product as hypothetical. Lineage: Eukaryota; Fungi; Ascomycota; Dothideomycetes; Pleosporales; Pleosporaceae. Gene Ontology annotation, molecular function: protein-macromolecule adaptor activity; ubiquitin protein ligase binding. Gene Ontology annotation, cellular component: cytosol; cytoplasm; plasma membrane. Gene Ontology annotation, biological process: ubiquitin-dependent endocytosis. The transcript has 2 exons. The record is from RefSeq and is a predicted model, not a curated record. Bases 1 to 1497 code for a protein of 498 amino acids.
AUGAUCGUCAACAUAGUGCUUGAGCAUCCUCACGAGCACUACACCAAUCUCGAUGUCAUACAAGGCAGGGUCUUCUUGCGCGUGCCGAAUCCGACCAACAUUAGCAGCAUUGUUGUGAAGCUUGAAGGCGAGAGCAGGACCAGGCUACUGGCACCCAUACAUCCAAACAGGCCAGACAAGCAGAGACCAGUCCUAGAAGUGCACAAGUUCUUGUACAAGACACAAGUGGUAUGGCCGACGAAUGUGCGUCCCGAAGACAUCGCCCAGAACUCGAAAGCGGCCUUCACUAUCAAUGCUGGGUCCUUUGAGUAUCCGUUCCAGUUCAAGCUGCCUCUGAACACGCAAUGUCAGCAAACGAACAACCCCAUCUCUAAUGUUUCCUUCUCAAACGCGAUCCCCGAAUUCGCAAAGACACCAACACAACACGUCAAGGCGACACUUCCUCCUACACUAAGCGGUUUCCCGGGGGAGGCCGAGAUACGAUACUAUGUCAAGGUCACAGUGAAUAGGCCACAGUUCUUCAAAGAAAACCCGAGAGCGAUAGCAAACUUCACUUUCCUCCCAAUCGAACCUCCGAGACCAGACACGACAGACGGAGAGGCAUAUGCAAGGCGACAACACGAGUUUCUGGAGAAUGCACCGAGCGUGGCAGCGGGUAAAAGGCUGAGCUUCUUCGAUAGAAAGAACUCGACGGGAAGUAUCCCGCCAUCGCCGACAUCAGGCAGUGUGCCACCUCGGGUAGCGAUCGAUGCGCGAUUGCCCAAUCCUGCGAUCCUUACUAGCAACCAAGACGUGCCACUAAGACUGCUCGUGAAGAAUGUCAGCGCGCGUACAAAGAACAUUUACCUACAGAUGCUCCAGAUUGAGCUGAUAGGAUACACUAAGGUACGUGCGCACGAAGUGUCGCGUACGGAGUCGAAUAGUUGGAUAUUGUGCUCCUUCAGUAAUAUGGCUAUCCCAAUUGGGUCUCCGGAAGACCCUGUAGAUACGGAGGUUCCCAUCAAUGCGGAGUACUGGUCUGGAAAGCCGGUGCCCAACACCGUAUCGCCCAGCUUCACAUCAUGCAACCUUGCGCGUUUCUACGAAUUGGAGAUACGCGUCGGCAUCGGUUAUGGAAGCUACAAGCACGGUGAAGAUCAGCUCAUCGUUCUACCACUUAGACUACCAGUCAAGGUCUAUUCAGGCAUCGCUCCGCCCAAAGCUCUUUUGGAAGCUGGUUUCAAUGCAGAGAAGCCCGGAACUCUUGCCCCGCCACCCCACGCGGCCCCUCGUCCUCAUACUCCAACGACGCCAACGCAUGGAGGCUUUGAUGGUGCCAAUGCCUUCUCUGGACAGCCAAUACAACCCCAGCAUGCUCCUGCGUAUGACGAUGCCCCACCGAGCUACGAGGACGCGAUUGGACAGGAUCUUCCUCCGAUCAAUGGGUACAGAGGCAGUUACCAGCCUCCUCCUGUGCCCGAAGGCGCGCCAAGAUUUUCCGAUGAGAAGAGACGAUGA